UCCUAUGAAGAAGUAUUUUUUCUUAAAGCAUAAAAAAACUCUCAAUUAAUACGAAAAAAUAAACAAAUCACAAAAUUUUAACAUUUUCUCAGAGAGGUUUGCAACAUUUAACAGAUCAGGCAAAUAUAAAUUUGCAAAUGUGCUUAAAUCAUACAAAUUGUUAUUUUUAAUGAUUAAAAAACACAUUUAUUGAUUAUGUUUGGUUUGUUAUUCAAAUUCAGAGUUAGAUUCAGUUCAUUCACACAUCUGCUCCAUAAAUAAUGAGACUGGACAUUUGUGGAGAAAAACAAUAAAACAAAUCGAGAUAUUAAACAUACAUGAAACAUUCUUUUUGACUCACAGCAAGAUCCUAGUCCCCUACUGUCACCCCAAGCUGAGAGGGUCAGAACAGGUAGGAGGAGAGCAGCAGGGGUGGAGUGAGAUGGGAGGAGUUGAAGUAUAAGUCUGAGUGAAACAAGGAGCUCCUGCUGUUCCAGAUCUUCACAAUGGGGUCAGCAGCAGCAGCUCCUCUGGGUUUGGAUGGGUUUUUAUUUCUCCUGGCCUUCUUCUCCACAGAUUCAUCAGGCGCACAAACUCCUCCUGCCACCGGACUCGGGAUAAAGGAGCGCUCUCUGAUUGUUGCUCUGCACAAUAGGCUGCGCAGCCAGGUCAGACCUAUGGCAGCUAACAUGCAAACAAUGGAGUGGGAUGGGAGGCUGGCUAUUCUUGCAGAGAAGCAGGGUACGUUGUGCCGCGCAGACCCGUCCCCUCAUAACGGAUCAUUUUCCCGUCACAUCGGCUGGAACACGCAUCUCUCUGCCCGUCUCAUCGCCUCGUUUUCAGACAUCAUUGAUGCCUGGUUUGAAGAAGGAAAUGAUUUUAUCUUUUUGAGUGGGAAAUGCAGAGAGAAUGCAACGUGUCGGCACUACACUAAGCUUGUUUGGGCCACUUCAAGCCACGUUGGCUGUGCCAGCCAGCUGUGUCUAAGGGAUGGAGGCCUCUGGGAAAUAUUUGUUUGUGCAUAUUACCCUGGGGGGAACUGGGAGGUUAAUGGUAAGCUGGUGAGCCCCUACAAGGUGGAUGUGUCCUGCUCCCUCUGCACCUCUUCUAUGUCUGGCUGCUUUAGACUGUGGGACCACGUUGGUGGAUUAUGUGAGGUUCCAAAGAACCCAUGUCGGAUGAGCUGUGGUCAACACGGUCAUCUCAAUGUGUCAUCCUGCAAGUGCAAGUGUGAUGUGGGGUUCACUGGACGCUUCUGUCAGGUCCGAUGCAGCAUGCAGUGUGUUCAUGGACGAUUCAAAGAAGAGGAAUGCUCCUGCUUAUGCGAUGUUGGCUAUGGUGGUGCAGAAUGUGCAGAGAAGGUGUCUUUUCCCCUUCACAGCUGUGAUUUGAUGAUAGAUGGAGCGUGCUACACUGUCUCUUCAGAGGCGGACUCCUACUAUGGAGCCCAGAGUCACUGUCAGAGUCUUGGGGGAAUUCUGGCAGAAAUCCACAGUCAGAAGGUUCAGGACAUCUUGGCUUUUUAUCUCAGUGAGCUCCAGGCGAGCAAUGAAGUCACCCACGCUGACUCUGAAACUGGAAACUUCUGGAUAGGUUUAACAUACAAGUUUCCUAAAGACUCAUUUCGCUGGGACUCAGGAGAAUCGCUGCAGUUCAGCAGCUUUGCCUUCAGGCAGCCUGAUAGCCAGGGUUUUGGGAACUGUGUAGAGCUGCAUGCUGUUAGUGCAUUCGACUGGAAUGACCAGCGCUGCAAAACACAGAACCGAUACAUUUGUCAGCACGGUAAGAUUCCUCCAGGGGAGACUGGAUGAAAGUGUGCUUGAAAUGAGUUCAAGCAAUUUUACCCAAAUAUUUUGGUUUUAAUAUUUUAUAUAUAUUUGAUCGUGUUUAGGUUGGAAAACAGUGAAAGUCUUGCUUUAGUAUUUUGCAUUAUUGUCUUCAGGUGUUCAGCUGUCUAAGCCUCUUUUCACUAUAUUAGCAUUUUUAUGGGCAGCUUAAUGUCUGCCUGCAGAAGGUUUGUUCUUAAAAGUUGGACAUGUCCUCGGUUGAACCGUGACCUUAGAGACAUUAUCCCUCGGCCAAACUAACAGAUAGAAUUUGAUGGAAUCCAGCACCCACCCAAAC
Messenger RNA from Oryzias melastigma (Indian medaka), 2103 nucleotides. RefSeq names its product C-type lectin domain family 18 member A. The record is from RefSeq and is a predicted model, not a curated record. The transcript is spliced from 11 exons. Bases 486 to 1790 code for a protein of 434 amino acids. Lineage: Eukaryota; Metazoa; Chordata; Actinopteri; Beloniformes; Adrianichthyidae.